GAAUCUCUCUGAUUUGUUUUUAGAGGUUCUCUCGUUUUCAUUCUCUCUCAUUUUUUUUUUAUUUUUUAUAUUUUUUUAAUUAUGAAAACCCUUUUCAGAAACUACGGUUGGGUGUUCUAAAAAAACUCAGUGACAAGUAUUUUAUUUUCUCGUUACAACGAAACAAAUUUUUAGGGUUUUGAAGAGUCUCCCUCUCGUCGCCGUUCUUCUUCCAAUCAACGGAAAUGGGUUUCUCCGCGAUAUGGAAUUCUCAUCCAAAGAAGUACGGACCUGGAUCUCGCACCUGCCGUGUUUGCGGGAACUCCCACGGGUUGAUUAGGAAGUAUGGUCUGAACUGCUGCAGACAGUGCUUCCGCAGCAAUGCCAAGGAGAUUGGCUUCAUCAAGUACCGUUGAUGUAGCACCAACCAGUCCAUGUUGGAUGCUUAUAAUAUACACAUGAUGGCAUCGAUGGAUUUUCCUUUGGUCGUCUUUCUAGUUUUGAUAUUAUGAAUUGAGAAUGUUUGUUUUACUUAUUUAUAUUUAAGUUGUUGAACCUUUCCCAAAGAUAGUUGUUGCCUUGUCUUAUAAAGCUUUAUGUCUUUGUUUUGAAGGUUGAAUGAUGAUGUUUGUCUUAGUAUUUUAUUGCUUGUUUUAUUAGUCUAUUACAAUAUAUUGUGAUUCUUGUUUUUCA
Molecule: messenger RNA, 672 nt
Organism: Eutrema salsugineum
Lineage: Eukaryota; Viridiplantae; Streptophyta; Magnoliopsida; Brassicales; Brassicaceae
Product: 40S ribosomal protein S29
Exons: 3
Coding region: 225-395 (56 amino acids)
Biological process (GO): translation
Cellular component (GO): ribosome; cytosolic small ribosomal subunit
Molecular function (GO): zinc ion binding; structural constituent of ribosome
Source: RefSeq, a predicted model, not a curated record